CUCUGUUUUCAAGGGGAGGGAGGAGCUGCUCUGUUUGUGUUUCUUCAAAGUCCCUGUUUGCGAGGCUAUUCAGAGACGCAAGCCAAAGGACGCAAGCCAAAGGACGCAAGCCAAAGGACGCAAGCUAAGGGGUGCACACCUACAGACGCGAGCAGGUCUUCGAGAUGUCUCUAGGGGUUCUCGCACCGAUUCUUGAAGCGUCUCGAAAAGGGGACGCGGAGACAGUGAAUCGCCUGCUGCAGAAUAAGGCUGACCUGGAAGUGGCCGACCAAGAAGGGCGCCGCCCCCUGCACCUCGCGGCCCUGGGAGGCCACGACCGCGUGGUGAAGGAGCUCCUCCGAGGAGGCGCGGACGCCAGUGUCAGGACGCCCGAAGGUCUCUGCUGCGUCCAUUAUGCUGCACAGGGCGGGCAUAUUAGCACGCUCAUGCUCUUACUGGAAUCCCACUGCGACAUCCAUGCUCUGACGAAGGACGGGUCCACUGCUCUCCACUUGGCAGCUGCGCAUGGCCACUCGUCGGCCGUCAAGUGGCUGGUGGCACAGGCUGGCCUGAGGGUUGCUUCCGCCAACAAAAAACAAGAAACAGCACUUGGCUUGGCUAGAAAGGCGGGACAUAAAGCCGUGGUUCAGUCUUUGCUCCAGGUCCAGAUAUCGGAUAUUCUAGUGGGUGGUGACGUCGGGACCCUGAGCCAGUUGGUGGAAGAAUUUGAUUUGGAUGACUUGUGUGCCAAAGAAAAUGAUAAAGGUUUCCGGUCUGUCCACUACGCUGCAUGUGGAGGAAAUGUUGAAGUGCUGAAGAUCCUUCAAACUAAGGGUUAUGACAUGAACUCUGUGACGAAUCAGGGAUAUUCAGCUUUGCACUAUGCUGUCAAGUACUCUCACCUGGCGGCUGUCAAGUGGCUAGUCAAAAAGGCUGGCCUGGAUGCUACUCUUCUUCCCUGCACCAGAGGUGGUGCCUCCGCCCUGGCGUUGGCCAGACGAAAAGGGCAUGCAGAGAUAGUAACAUUUUUUGAAAGGGUGACUACAGUGAAAUCCCUGGAGUCUGGCGAUCUCGAGGCCCUUAGAGACCUGGUACACGAGGGUGUCAACGUUGAUGCUGUGUGCGAGGGGAAAUUUGGUAUUCCCGUUGCCCACUUCGCUGCUAAGCUGGGGCAUCUCACGUUACUGAAGAACCUCCAAGAGCUCAAGUGUGACGUGAAAGCAGUAGGGGACGCGGGUUUAACAGCCCUCCACUUCGCAGCAAAUUAUGGUCAACUAGAAGCUGUGAAGUGGCUGGUGGACGAGGCUGGGCUGGAUGUUUCCCUUCGGAACAGAGAAGGUCUCACUGCCUUGAGCUACGCAGAGAAAUGCAGUUAUGAAGAAAUAGUGGCCUACUUGAGACAAAGAACUGAUAGAUUUGGCAAAGUAGCCAAGUAG
This is a messenger RNA of Penaeus monodon (black tiger shrimp), 1415 nucleotides long. Its product is annotated as putative ankyrin repeat protein RF_0381. Bases 165 to 1415 code for a protein of 416 amino acids. The record is from RefSeq and is a predicted model, not a curated record. The transcript is spliced from 9 exons. Gene Ontology annotation, molecular function: protein binding. Lineage: Eukaryota; Metazoa; Arthropoda; Malacostraca; Decapoda; Penaeidae.